Molecule: messenger RNA, 8358 nt
Organism: Antechinus flavipes (yellow-footed antechinus)
Lineage: Eukaryota; Metazoa; Chordata; Mammalia; Dasyuromorphia; Dasyuridae
Product: zinc finger protein OZF-like
Exons: 5
Coding region: 60-1700 (546 amino acids)
Biological process (GO): regulation of DNA-templated transcription
Source: RefSeq, a predicted model, not a curated record
GAAGGGUAGGGAGGAUCGCUGUAAAAUCAGAACAGUCAUCAAGCAAGGAGGAAGUAACCAUGGGAGACUUGGCCUUCGCCUCUGAGGAGAAAGAUAAGCGUCUUCAAGACUUUUCCUUUUUCCAAAACAAAAGAAUAGAGGAUGAGGAGGAAAUGAUUGCUGGGUUCAUCACAGCCAGGGCUCAGGAAUUAGUAUCAUUUAGGGAUGUUGCCAUAUACUUCACCCAGGAAGAGUGGAGCUAUCUUCAUUCAACUCAGAAGCAUCUGUAUUGGAAUGUGAUGCUGGAGAACUAUGAGAACUUCAUCUCACUGGGGCUUCCCGUUUCUAAAUUGGACAUGCUUUCCUUGUUGAAGAGAGAAAAGUCUUCAUGGAAACCAGGAGAAGACAAUCUACAAGCUUCUUGUCCAGAUUCCUUUAGUGAGAUCUGGUUUGAAACCCUGGAUUCAAGUCCAAUACAAGACACUGGAAGCCUUUUCUUAGAUGAUACUCCUACAUCAAACAGUAGUCUCUGGCUAUCCAAGAAGAGAGAAGAUGGAAGAUGUGAUGUCAGUUCAGAGGAAGGAAAGAUGAUCAGGGAGACAUCAUCCAGACAAUUAAUAAAUACUUACAGAACAUCUUUUAAGAAAGAGAGUAUAUCUCAGUGUAAUACAUUUGGGAGGCAUUUUCUUUUGGGAUCAGUCUUUGAUGCACUAUGGAAAGAAACUGUAUGGGGAAAUAUCCAAAAAUAUAUGGCACUUGAAAAGAGCUUUAGGGAUUUUUCAGACCUUAUUCCAAGUAAUAUAGUUUCCUUAGGGAAGAACUUUUCUAAAUAUGAAAAAUGGAAAAAACCCUUCAGUUACCACUCAAACUUAAUUAGAUUUCAUAGAACACAUGGGGAAGAACUGCAAGAACACAAUGAAUGUGGUGAAACCUUUUUCAGAAGAUCAAAUCAUGUUGGACAUCAGACAUUUCAUAUUGAGGAGAAACAUGACCAGUGCAAUAAAUAUUGGAGAAUCUUAAGCCACGGGGAAAGUUUGACUGAACAUAGGAGUACUUAUGUUGGAGUGAAACCUUUUCAAUGUAAUGAAUGUAGGAAAGCCUUCAAUCAGAGGGAACAACUCAUUUAUCAUCAAAGAACUCAUACUAGUGAGAAACCCUUUGAAUGUACUGAAUGUGGAAAGGCCUUCAACCGAAGGGCAAACCUUAUUAGACAUCAAAGAACUCAUACUGGAAUCAAACCCUUUGAAUGUAAUGAUUGUCAGAAAACCUUUAGCCAGAGAGGACAUCUCAUUUAUCAUCAAAGAAUUCAUACUGGAGAGAAACCCUUUGAAUGUAGGGAAUGUGGGAAAGCCUUCAGCAGGAGAGCUGCUCUUAUUACACAUCUGAGAACUCAUACUGGAGAGAGACCUUUUGCAUGUAAUGAAUGUGGGAAAGCCUUCAGUGAAAGAAGAGACCUUGUUACUCAUCAGAGGACUCAUACUGGAGAGAAACCCUUUGAAUGUAAUGAAUGUAGGAAAGCCUUCAGUCAAAGGGGACACCUCAUUUUUCAUCAAAGAAUUCAUACUGGAGAGAAACCCUUUGAAUGUAGCAAAUGUGGAAGAGAUUUCAGCCAGAAGGGACACCUUAUUAGACAUCAGAGAAUACAUACUGAAGUGAAACCUUUAGAAUGCAAUGACGGAGGGAAAACUUUUGAUGAGAGGACAGACCUCAUUUGUCAUUAGAAAAUUCAGACUUGGGAGGGGAUGCCUAAUUAAACACAAGAGAACUCAUAAGAAAUUGAAACCAAUUCUUUCACCAAGAAUUAAUGCCUAUUGAUUGGGAGAUAGGUAAAUAAAUUUUGGUAGCUAAAUAUGGAAUAUUAUUUUUUGUCAGAAACACUGAAUAUCAUCAAGUUCUUAAAUCAAAUUUAUGAGUAGAGGAAAAGUAUAAAUCUGCUACUCUGGGGGAUAUCUCUCCAGCAGACUCACAAGAAAAGGAUGUUAUGUUUUUAGGAGAAAAGGGGAAGGAGCUUACAGUAGAUAAUUUGCUAGCUGCUCUUGGCAAUCUCAACAAGAAAAACCACUUCAUUCUAGCUGUUUUGCCCUUCAUGCCAUGAAUUCCAUGGAAGGGGUAGGGACUACUUUGGGACUAGUCUGGCUCAAGCUGACUUUGUUUACAAGGCAAAGUCCCAGGGUAGAGACUUAGUGUGGCUCAGCUCAACUUAAUAGAAAUUAUCUUAAAGGUAGGAAUAUAAGGACAUUACUAGAAUUCUGGCAUUAUUAAGAUCAUUAAAAGGUAGUGGCAGUUAAUAUUGUAUUUGAUUUUAAUAAUUUUUUAUCAAUAUAAUUCAGAGAAAUUUGUAUGAACUUAUCAAAAUGAGAGGCAAUUAGGUGACAAAAUGGAUAGAAUACUGGUGCUGGAAUCAGGCAGCCUUCCAGCCUCAGACACUUACUAGCUAUGUGACCCUGGCCAAGUCACUUAACCUCUGCCUUAAUCCACUGGAGAAGGAAAUGGCAAACUCCUCAGUAUACUUGCCAUGAAAACCCCUGGGACAGUAUGAUCCACAAGAUCACAAGGAGUUGAAUGCAACAAUGAAUGAACAACAAAUGCAGAAUAAAGUGUUCAGAGCUAGAAAAAUAAUAUUCAUGAUUAGUACAACAUUGUAAAUGGAACAAACAGUGAAACAAAUGGAACAGUAAAACAGCAAAAAGCCCUAAAUACUGUGUAAUUAAAGUGACACCUUGACAGUUAAGAAUAUGUAUCUGCCUCACCACUUUUUCCAGAGAUAUGAAAUUAUAGAUAUGCAACACUAUUUUAAAAGAACAGGUAAUGCUAAAAGUCACUCCAUUAUCAUUCUUGACAGGAUUACUUGACUGGCAGAUCAAAGGGAAUAUCAUACAGGAUUUAUCUAGGUUUUAGCUAAGCAUUUUAUAUGUCCUGCUAAUUUUAUGGAAAACAGAUGUUUUAAACAUCAGUAUAGUUAAAAUGGAUCAGACAUGGAGUCAAGAGGACCCCAGUUCAAAUUUGGCUUCAGACACUUAUUAGCUGUGUGACCCUGAGCAAGUUGCUUAACCCUAUUUGACUCAGUUUCCUCACCUAUAAAAUAAACUGGAAAAGGAAAGGACAAACAGUUCCACUAUCUUUGCCAAGAAAAUCCCAAAUGGAGUUACAAAGAGGCAAAACUGAAAACAAAUGAACAACAAAAUAUAUAUGGAAGCUCUAGAUGUAUAGAGAAGUACCCUGUAGAGAGAUGUGUAGAUAUGAUCUGAUGUCUGGUAUAUCAACAGUGCUGUAGUCCAGCACAAUAGCUAAAUGUAGGAGCAAGUAAACCCUAGAGCAUCACAAAGCUUUUGUUCAGGUACAGCUCUUUUAUCCAGUUGUAAAAGUUUCCAGAAAGGACUUUAUCUGCCUCUUUAAAUAUUGAGUUUGUGAGUAAGUGAUUCAGAGCAAUUAGUUGCUGUGUCUUGUAGGAAGAAAGGUUAUCCUUCAAGUUUAUCUGACCAGUUUGACUCCUUUCCAUGAAAUGUUAUUAACAGAAAGAUGAUUAUAAGUAAGGAAUAGAAAAAUCACAUUUACAGAAGCAAAUUGAAAUUGAAAAAUGUAUACAGGCUAGAAUAUAUCAGAAAAUGAAGAAUUGAUGUAUUUCUUGACUUAGGUAAUUUGCUUUCAUUGGGAAAGAGGCCCAGAUCUCACCAAAGGAAAAGUUCCCCAAAGUUUUUAGGGAUAGUAGCUAGAAAUUAAGGAUGUAAUUUUGCAGUCAGUCCUAAGAGUCUGGUAUCACCUGCGCUUCUAAAAAAGUUUUGAGUAAAAUCCUUCUGCCAUAUAUGGCAACUUGUUAAGAGUGUGUGUGUACGUGCAAGCGCUCUCCACCUAUCCAGCUUUGAAAAAAGAAAGAACAAAUAAUGGUCAAACAAAACAAAUCUCCGCCCCCCUUGACCAUAUCAAAACAUAUGACUCAUUCUGCUCCCUGAAUCCAACACCUCUGUCUAGAAAAGAGUUGAUCAGAAUUCUUUACUUUUCAAAAGUAGUUUGUCUUUACAAUAUUGUUAUCAUAUAAGUUGUUCAACCUGGUCCUAUUUAUUUCACUCUGAAUCAGUUCAUACAAAUCUUUCCAGGUUUCUCUGAAAUCAUCCCUUUCACCAUUUCUUAGGCACAAUUCAAUCACAUGUAUAAUAUGUUCAGCCAUUCCCCCAAAUGACCAUCACUACUAAAAAAGCUAUCAGUAUUUUUGUAUAUAUGGGUCCUUUCCCCCUUUGGUCUUUUGGGGUAAAAAUGUUUAGUAGUGUUUGCAUUCUUUCCAAAAAUUAGGAGAGUUUCACUCACUAGCUAGAAUUGACAUUCUUAAAAGUAACAUAUAAAUUGUAUUCCUCUAGUAGAGGUAAGAUGUUUCUAUUUUGUUCCUUGAAUGCCAGCACUAACCACAAUGCUUAUGACAUUUCAGCCCUUUAAUAAAUGGAGAGGAGACAGCUAGGUAGAACACAGUAGAUAGAGCACCAACCCUGAACUCAGGAGACCUGAGUUUAAAUCUGGUCUCAGACAUUUAACACUUCCUAGCUGUGUGGCAAGUCACUAAAACUCAAAUAAAUAAAAUAAAAAUUGGGUAAAUUUUGUUAAUCUGAUUAAGCUGUUAACCUGAAGGAAUCUCAUACUAAAUAAUUCUGAUACUAAAUGCUAUAAUUCUGAUACUCAGUAAAAAAUUUUUUAAAACAACCCUUUAAAUAUAACUAAUGUAGGAAAACUUUUAAUUCCAACUCCUUGAGAAGCACUACUGAAUUGAUGUGGAAAAUAAGUACCAGAUAUAUUGACUAUGUUAUGACCUCAAGGUUGUUAAGUCUAUAUCACAGGCUUUGUGCUAGAGAUGAAUGUGUUGAUUGAUACCCAUGGUUAAACACCUACUCUAUGCCACCCGUUGUGCUAGACACAGGAUUCAAAGGGAAAAAAAAAAAAAAAGAACCCAUACUUAUUCUAAAAGAACUUAUAUCCUGUCAGAGGAGACCACAAGUACAAAUAUAAUGAUGCACAGAGUAACAAAUUCAUACAAAAUGUCUUGAUAGAAAGGGCACUAGCAGAUGGAAGGAAAGAAGUAAGGAAACAAGUAUUUACUAUGUUCCAGGCAUUGUACUAAGUACUUGACAGCAACUCAUUUCAUCUUCACAACAACCCUGGGAGGCAGGUGUUAUUGUUUCUGUUUUACUGUUGAGGAAAUUGAGGCAGAGACUAAAUGAUUUGCCCAGGAUCAUAUGUUUAGUAUCAGAGGCUUAAUCUGAACUCAAGUCCUCCUUACUCUAGACCCAAAACUCUACUACAAAACCUAGAAAACGGAAAUAAGGAGAUUCAGUGAAAUAACAAGUGAGAAACAAGUCUGUUUUUCUGUGUCUUUUUCUUCAGUUUCACUUGUGGACAAUAAAUGUCCAUCAAAUCCCAUCAAGAAUGGGAUAUGACCAGUGCAAGAUCUUAGAAAUAGGAGAUGCUAUCAGAGAUACUGUCAGAGAGGAUGAUAGUUCAGCUAGGUUGAAAAAUCUAGAGAGCAGUAAUGUAUGAUGAAUCUGGAAAGAUGGAUUGGGGUCAGAUUUCUAAAGGUUUUAUUACUUAUGUUAUCUAAAUCUGUUUUAAACAGUACCAAAUCACUUCAAUGACCAUAGCUUUAUAGUACACUUUGAGAUCUGGUUUUAUCGCCCUUCUUCCCUCUUUUUUUUUUUUUAAAUUACCUCCAAGGUUCUUUAUUUUUUGUUCCUGUAUAUAGAUUUCAUUAUUUUUCUAGGUGUGUGAAAUAUUUAGUACCUUACCGAACUUCUUUAAAAAAAAAAAAAAAAAAAAAAAAAAGUUACUCACAUGGCAUUCUCAUUUUUUUUUUUUAAAUAUUGGCUCAACAUACCCUUGGAGCAAUUAACUUUCCCCCUAGUUAUUUAAAUCUAUCUUUUUUUUCCUGCAAAGAAUAUUUUAUAGUUGCAUUUAAUGUAACAUUGCAUGUUAUUAUACUACCAAGUAUAUUAUAGCUUUGUGGCUAUUUUGAAUAAAAUUCUUCUAUAUAGCUCUUCUUCAGAGAGUCAUCUAAUAUCAUAGAUUUUAUAUAACAUUCAUUUUUUGAGUUCCAAAUUCUCUCCUUCCCUUUUGAGAAGCCAAAUAUUAAGAAGGCAAGCACUAUGAUAUCCACUAUACAUGUGAAGAUAUGCAAAAUGUUUUAAAGACAAAAGAGGGAGGAAAUAUGUAAGUGAUUAAUACAUGAAAAACUGAAAAUGUAAUACAAUGGACAUCACUUAAAAGGAUAGGUUUGGGAGUUUCUUCUUAUCUUCUUUUGAGCCAUGCUUAUUCCUUAUUAUUUUGCAACAUUUAAUUUUGAUUCAAGGGAGGAAUGUUCUCUCAAUUUACAUAGAUAUAGUCAUUGUGAAUAUUGUUUCUUGAUCCUGCUAAUUUCACUCUGCAUUGGUUCAUGUAGAUCCUUCCAUGCUCCCCUAUUCAUAGCAUUCAUAAUUUCUUCUAGGAUAGUCAUAUGCCAUUACAUUCAUGCACCACAAAUUGUUUAGUCCUUGUCCAAAUAGAUGAGCAUCUAUUUGUUUUUUAUUCCUCCAUGUUGCAAAAAACAUAUAAUUAUAGUAAGGAUAAGCUCUGAUAAAAAUAAUGAAAUUAUGCGUUAAGCACUGUGCUAAGGUAAGAAUACAUAGAAAAAAAACAUGAAACAAACCAAUGAUUUCAAGUUCACUGUCUAAUAGAAAGACAACAUGUAUAUCACUAUACACAUAUAAGAUAUCAACAGUGAAAAUGGGAGAUAAUCUCAGAGGAAAGGCACAAUUUAAGCCAAGCCGUGAAAGAAGCCAAGGGGCAGAAGUGAGGAGGGAGAGAUUUCCAGACGUGGGGGUGACCAGUGAAAAGGCACCAAUGACUUGUUCAUGAUGAGGAACUGCUGGCUCUUUCUGAUCACUAUUUCCUUUUCUAGAUUUUCAAAUUGUCUUUUUAGCAAUGCAUUCUGGGAUUCCACUGCUUCCAUUGUUAAAACCAGAAUAGCAUUUGAAUAUCUUGAUGUCCAGCAGCACGUCUCCCAUUUUCCAAGACUCAUCAUCUCUGGUAGAGGCAUAAGAAUCCCAUCUGUUAAGUAUCCAUUUUCUCAAAGAUAGGUGACUUGAACUCACUGAGAGCAGCUAGGAUCUAUUGAUUUCAGAUGCUGUGUGCCUAUCUCCUGUUAUUCAGUCAACUAGCAUUUAUUAAGUGCCUACUAUAUAGCCUCCAUGCUUAGCAUAGUGCUUGGAUUUCAGCUUAACACCAAAGAAAGCCAGGAAGUAGAGAUGAGGGAAAAUGUCCAAGUUAUGGAAAAGAGCCAAAGAAAACAUCAAAAGCUCUUUUCCAUAUGCUCUCUCCAGCUACUUCCAGGAUGGAGAUCUCAGUUCAUCCAUAAUGUAGGUGCCAUGAACAGAAAUGGUGAGAGGGGAAGAACUUCCUCCCUUGCUCCAAGAAACGAGUCUGUUUUUCUGUGUCUUUUUCUUCAGUUUCAGUUGUGGACAGUAAAUGCCCAUCAAAUCUGGGAGUCUGAGCCACAGCAAUUACAGAGACAAGACUGUAGGCAGAAUUUGCAGCAGGCCAGCCUGAAAGAGAAGCAUAGAGAAGCCAGAAUGCCUGGGAAUCAAGCCUAAAGUUGAUUUGAACUUUUAAUUAAGAUUGUGUAUGCUAUAGGAAUUGAUAUAAGCUUUGAACCUUAUCUCCUUUCUCUCCCCCAGAAACUGAACCUAUGGGGAGCUGGGGAUAAUGCCUUUCACAUGUUAGUGGACUGAAAUUUUGUAUUUGUGAUUAUACCUCUGAAGAAGUUAUUUCUUUGUCAAAGGUUAAAAGGUACUUGGAGGGAAGAAGGGAAAGAAGGAUGUUCAUAACCAAAUUCACUAUCUCUGAGAGGUCUAAAAAGACUGAUUGGAAAGGUGGGAAAAGACCAAGUUAUGAAGGAAUCUAUCAUUGGCUCCGAUUGAAAACAAAUUUAAAAAUGACUAGUAUUAUCUUUGAUCAUGAGCACAGGGAAUGUAUCCAUUUAGAUUUGUUCCUGCUCCCUCCCUCCAUGGACCCCUUUAUAGACACCUAAGAUCUAUAUUCUUGACCACUAGAUGUCACUGCGAGAUAAAGCAGGAAAAGGCUUGGCUACAAGGAAGAUGGAAGAUCUCUUCCCACAGAGAAGUCCUUGGACACUCCCAAAUAUAUAGUAAAUGAACCAAAUCCGGGAAGAACAGGUACACACAAUGGGACUGUCAGUACUGGGAAAAGAACAGGAACCAGUCAAAAUAAUGAUAUGAAAUGUUAACAGAUAAUGCUAUCCUUGCAUUACUGCCUUUCCCAUGUGAAAGAGCAAGUUUUCUCUGUGAUAUAAAGAUCUUACUUGUUUGAAUAAACUAUUAAGUCUAAUAUUGCAUCUUGACUCCCCUA